Thunnus maccoyii (southern bluefin tuna) is the source of this 2379-nucleotide messenger RNA. It is a transcript of the gene lins1, whose product is annotated as lines homolog 1. The transcript is spliced from 7 exons. Lineage: Eukaryota; Metazoa; Chordata; Actinopteri; Scombriformes; Scombridae. The coding region runs from base 77 to 2362 and encodes 761 amino acids. The record is from RefSeq and is a predicted model, not a curated record.
GCUUCUUGACCUAUUUGUUGUAGUGCUGCUUCCGCGUGCAUCACGUGGCUGAGGAUGACGCGGAAACAAUAGCAUUAUGGAGCAGCCCGGGAGCAGCAGACACUCUGUGAGAGACAUGACAGCGCGCUUUGACUGUCUCACAGAUGCAUACAGAUGUUUUCUGAGCGGAUCAUGUCCCAGUGAACGUGCUGCAGAUCUGGCGUGUGUGAUAUUUGCAGAGAUGUGUGGACGGGUGGCCGGAGAGGACAGAGGGUAUUACCAUGACAAGAGUGUGGAGCUGACCUGCAUCAGUUUGACUUUGGUGGAGAAGAUUACCUCUAGCCUGACAGCUGAGAGCCUGACUCCAGAGGUUACGUCAUACUGCGUGGAGAUCCUGAGGGUGUUGUUUCAAGACAUGGAUCUCAUGUCACAGCUAGUUCAUCAGUUCCAGGCUGAGGACCAGACCAUCUCUCAUCUGGCAGCAAAGAGUGUAUCAACACAUGUUUUAUAUGAUCUCCACAAAUCUGGUACAGUCAGUCCUGUGUGGCAGCAGAAAUGUGUGCAGCUAUUUCACAGGUCAUCCCCCUGCACUGAACUGGAUGCCUGUCUGUGGUCACUGAUUGAAGUCUUAAAAAGACUUCUUAAGGGAGCUCAUCAAGAGAGAUCAGAGAUUCUUGAGAAACUUCUGGCAGCCUUUGACUCCAGCCUGAGUGCUUUAUGCUCUAAGUUUCUUCCUGUAGAGAGAAAGGCGGUAACACAGCGUUCAGUGGAUCUGACCAGCAGCACUCACCGGGGAACAACGUUCUACCUUCUCUUGGAGCUACUGGAGGUGCUGACUGCAUCCAGUUUUAUAUGUGGAACUGGAGUCUGUCUGAAGAGUCAGAGACUAACAUAUAUUCACUCCUCAGCACUCCUGACAACAGUCAGCAGCUCCUCAGAACAUUUUGUCAAAAAGCGAGUACUGCUGCUUCUGAAGAGAGCUGUGCUUCAGAAGGCUGGAGAGGAUUGGGCUUUAGGAGAAAUGCUGUCCACUGGGCUGAAACAUGAGUACUUCAGCUCUGAUAUGAGUAUACUGGCUCAGAGUGUGUUACAAGCAGUGGCUGCUGAUUGGUUACUGAGUGUUCAAGCGGAGUCUGUUUCUUUCUUUGGGGGGACCAGUCUUUGCCAAGGAGGUGAAGGUCAGAAACCAGACUGUGUGAUGCUGAGAGCUGUCAGCUUGCUUCUUCUCAAGUCCCUUGAGCUUCACAUCCAAACAGCUGCUGGAACAGCACGAGGUAUGCAUUUUCAAAGGGACUCUGGACAGACAGUGCUCCAACGCCACAUUACAGCACCAGUAUCUUUAUGGGCCACAGGACUGCAAAGUGUCACAGAGGGUUAUGGGUAUCUACAGACUCUGUUGGCCUUCCUGAGAAGGUGCAGCGUCCAGAUGACAGAGGUCAUUCACUGCUGCUGCUGGGUCAGUCUGCUGUUUGGAGAACAGGACGAUGACAUGAUGGAAGCAGCCAAAGCUUUCCUCUCCAUAUUCCUCCAUCACAGAGUUUGUUCUGGAUUGGAUGACUUUGCUGUGCUGGAAGCAGCCUGUGCCUCUGGCUGCAACCCUCACUGCCACUUCCUGCUUCUGCUCCAGAGCAUCUCCUUUGACCAUAGCAUCCUCCUCGACUUCCUCAUUUCCACGGAAACCUGCUUUCUGGAAUACUUUGUGCGGUACCUUAAGUACCUCAGGACUGACUGGCAGGGCUUCACUGUCACAUGUCAAAGAGUGUCACUGACUGCUUCUUGUGGUGCUGCUGUGUCUGGGCUGACAUUUGAAUGGAAGACAGGAACCAGGUCUUGCCAAAAUCAAGUGGAAUCCGGCUUUUGUUUCCAGCCCACAACUCUUAUACCACCAGUGGAAGGGUUCAAUUCAGCCCCAGGGCCUCGCCUUGUAGAGUAUGACAGUUCUGAUGAGUCUGAUCCUGAUAACAUGGAGGUUUCAGAAGAUUCACAGGAAACCUGGAAGAGACACAUGGGACCAGAGGUGUCUCUAUGUGAGCAAAGUGGAUUUAGUGACUGGGAAGUCAAACAGGAUACAUGUAGUCCACCGAUAUCUAUCAGUCAGACAGAGCAUGUGUCAUCUGACUCAACAGAAUUACGGAGUGACCCUAUCUCAUCAAUGGAAAGAAGACCUGGAGGGUCACCACUGCCAGUGGGACAAAGUAAACAUUCAGGACAGGUGUCCUGUGAAACAUUAGCCAGAGCAAUGUUCUGUCUGUCAGAGCUCAGAGAGGUGGUGACCAGGCUGCAGACAAAGAAACUCUUCCCAUACAACCCAUCCUCUCUCCUAAAGCUCUUAGCACAACUAGAGAAAUAUUCCCAACACUCACAUCAAGUCACAAGUCAAUAAAUGAUACAUACACAGUA